Messenger RNA from Arabis nemorensis, 939 nucleotides. NCBI's taxonomy places the organism in Eukaryota, Viridiplantae, Streptophyta, Magnoliopsida, Brassicales, Brassicaceae. The record is from the annotation of a GenBank genome assembly.
AUGGCGGAUUUCUUCAGCGGUGGCGGCCAUGGCGGCGAGCUUAUGGAAGCACUUCAACCUUUUUACAAAAGUGCUUCCGCGUCUGCUUCAGAUUCUGCGUUUGCGUUUGCGUCUGCGCCAAACCACACAUUUUCUUCUUCCUCUUCCUCCUCUCACUAUAACAACAAUCCUUAUGCCUCUUUUACAACCCAACCCGAUUUCUACCCGGAUAAUAUUUAUUCCGGAUCCAUGACCUAUCCAUCUUUAUUCGGGUCGGAUCUUCAACAACCCGAUUACUAUCCGGAUUUUUAUUCCGGAUCCACCGAUUUCACUUACGUUCACCAACAACAGAACGCUUGCAUGCUCAACUUCAUCGACCCGGGUCCGAGUUUUCUGACCCAGCCGGGUCCGGUAACGGCUCCAAAGCCUUCGAAGCUAUAUCGUGGAGUAAGGCAAAGACACUGGGGCAAAUGGGUCGCUGAGAUCCGUUUACCCAGGAACCGGACCCGACUCUGGCUCGGAACAUACGACACGGCUGAGGAAGCCGCGUUGGCUUACGAUCGCGCCGCGUUUAAGCUUCGCGGCGACUCGGCUCGGCUCAAUUUUCCCGCCCUUCUAUACCAGACCGGCUCGUCUUCGACUGAUUCCGGCGAAUACGGACCUAUUCAAGCCGCCGUUGACGCCAAGCUCGAAGCCAUUUUAGCUGAGCCGAAGAAUCAGCCGGGAAAAACGAGGAAACGAGCCUCCAGGUCGCCGGCUUCUGUAGCUAAGGCGACGGCUUCAUCUUCGGCUGAGCAGCCGGCGCCGCCACAGCAACAUUCAGGGUCGGGUGAGAGUGAUGGGUCGGGUUCUCCGGCGUCGGAUUUGAUGGUGACGGAGCCACCGAUGCCGUGGAAUGAUAAUUUCAUGCUCGGGAAGUGUCCUUCUUACGAGAUCGAUUGGGCUUCAAUUUUAUCGUGA